AUGGACGGCAUUAUGGGGUCAACUCGUGGACUUGGUAGUAAAUAUGGACUUGGAAGUUCUCUAGGGUCAUCGAGUGAUGUUGUGCAAAUCCGGUUACAAGGUGACUCUUAUCCGAGUGGUGAUUCCCUGGGAUCAUCUGGCACUGAUAUGUUUCCUGGACUUCCUGGUUAUACCGGUAUCUCUGCUGGUCUUCCGUAUUACGUUGAUUCAGUGGGUGGUAAUGUGGGUUUGUGUGGCGGAAUGAUGGGUUUCGAUGAUGAACUCGGUCACUCCGGCCUAGACAGCAACGAACUUGUCCAGCUUUUGGGAGGCAGUCAAGCUAUCGCUCAAUUGUCCGACAGCCAGCUAGAAGAAUUGGGUCGUGCACAGUUUACCAUUGUGGAUCCUAGAACUGACAACGAAUUAGCAAACUGUCCUUUAAGUUUAUCUGUAGAAGAGGAUGAUCGACCGCUAGAUGAAGAUGAAAUCCUCUAUCUGACUAAAGCAAAAAGUUUGGAUUCUAUUCGUAUCCUCUCGGUUCCUGCUUCCGGAUAUACAAGCAUCAAUGCUACUCAUUUAGCUAAAUGUGUGAAUCUCCGUGAACUGGAUCUAUCAGAAAAUGCACUGCGUGUAUUCCCCAGGCGUUUACAUUUACCUCAGUUAACUAAACUGAGUAUUACAGGGAAUAGAUUUAUACAUGUACCCCUAAUUGAACAAUUUCCUAAACUGAUUCGAUUGAAUUUGGAUGAGAAUUUGAAACAACUAUUAAAUCCUCAAAUGCUGGUCUAUUUUUGUCCAAAACUUAAAUAUAUUAACGGUAUAUACUUUGAAGAGGCGCUUAAUGAUUUCACUAUUCGUAUUAUACAAGAAGCCAGAUCAUUGAUGGAACCGAUUAUACGUUCAAAAUGGGAAACUGACUUUGCUGAUCGAUAUCCCUUUGUAAAAAAUCGUGAAGAACGCAUGACGUUAAUUGGAAACAUGAUCCAGCAUAUAAGAGAACGGAAUGUUUUACUCAGUGAAGCUUUAAAUAAGUAUAAAGAUUUAUUGCUCUUUCGAUCUAUUGAUGAAUUACUCCGAUCGAAAUUGUAUGAUGCCUCGGAUACAGAACUAUUGAAUGCAGUCGAUUCUCUUGUAGAUGAUAAAUUGACAACAAGUGUUGAUAAUACUCUGGAUAUGCCAACGGCUUCUGUUACUGAGAAUGGACAUUCUGAGGAAGAUUAUGCCUUAACUGAAGCUUCACGAAUAGCUGAUAGUGAAUUGACUCCUUCAGGUGACUGUACUGUUACUAAAGUCACCGCUGCCGCUGCUGCUGGUGCUGCUACUACUACACCACAUAAAAGUGUUGAUUCGCUUCAUUUGAAUGCAAAACUGUCUCUAUGUGAUUUAGAAUCUGAUGAUACACACGAUGACGAUGAAGAGGAAAAAGAAGCGGCUGCACGUGCUGCCAAUGAAUGUGCAUUGUUCGAUGCUGCAGAUGAGUUAUUAGGUACACAUCUGCCUGAUUUACAAUUAUUAGCUCAAAAUGCUAAUCAACUGCAAACCACAUUUUUUGUUGAUGCAAUGGGUCGUUUACAUCAACAACAAGUACUUCUUACACCGAAUGGUGCUUGUCAACUAGGCUUAACAAAUAAUGGAUUGUCAAAUUAUCAACUCCACUUGGGACGUUCAUUACGACAAGGUCGUUCAAUUGUUAUGACUGUUGUCCGUCCACGUGGUGUUAGUGGUCGACCGGUGGCUGAAUUUCUACCCGGUGAACUGCGUAAUAAAGACUAUGUGAAAGGUUAUAUGGCAUCUGAGAUAUAUAAGAAAGCUGUGAAAGACACUUUGGGACAAAAAGUAACUCCUAAAAAGCGUACUGGAUCAGGACGGCCGCGGAAAUCAGAUCAAGUCAGUACUUCUGCAGCGGAUAAAUCUUGGUCUGGAUCUGGUAUGGUUCCACUUGGUGAAGUUAAUAUUGACGCCAAUACACCGGGGGCUAGUGGCAAAAAAGGAUCUGCUAACCAGUACCGAUCGGGUAAAGUUGAUUUUGAUACUAGUGAAGAUUCAGGUGGAGCAACUGGUGGUCUUCCUCCACGACCGAAGAAACGCAAGUCUAUGGGAAUGCACAGAAGCUUACGGGAUCUUUGUUCAGAUACACCUUUCUCAUCUGAUGCCUACAAUACAGUAAAUUCAGUAGCAGCUGGUGGUCCACGUUCUGAUGCAACUCCUAUCGACUAUGACCCAUUACACUUUAUUCGUUGUCAUGCUAAAGAUAAUGAUGCUGGUGAUAGUGAAACUAAAGUAUGGCGUUGUCUUUUCGAACCAAAUCCACUGCGACCAGAUGAAACAACUCAUGUGGUUGCUACUUGUGGAGGUGAAUGUGUAUGCUUAAUCAAUUGUGAAACUGGCAAAGUUAUGAAGCGUUUCAAGCAUAUGGAAGAGGAAUUUUAUACCAUAGCCUGGACAACUGUUGAAGUUGAAGGCGGUAAACGUACUAAUAUCUUGGCUGCAGCUGGUCGUAUGCAUGAAAUUCGACUACUUCACCCGGAACAGUUGGUUUGUUAUGCUGAAAUGAAAGGUCAUACAGAGGAUGUAACCGCUAUGAUAUUUCAUCAAACACAAUCUACAAUUUUAUUCAGUGGAGAUUCUAAGGCAUCUGUUAUCGUCUGGGAUAUUGGUAUCCCUUCAGUACCAGACUACAAAACACGCUACCAGUUAUUAAUGCGUCUUCGUUGUCCUAGAUUAGAUGUAAAUCCUGUCCUAAAUCUUGUUUUCCUGCCACACUAUGCCUAUUUAAUAGCUGGUUGUGAAGAUGGUCUAUUUGCUUGGAAGAUAACUGAUUUACGACUGGAGAAAAGAGAACGUGAACCUGAUAUGGAGUUGAAGUUGGACUUUAAUCAUGAAGUGUGUAUUGACGCUUUAGCUCAGCUUAGCGAUAAUGCUUUAGUAAUAAAAGUUGUCGAGUCUGGAGAAAUUAUGGUAUUCGAUUUUGCCUCAAUUCUUGAACGACGUAAAGGUCUUCAACGUAUUGUUCCAAUUGAAAUGAGAGGACAUUUAUUAUGGCAAAAAACAGAUGAAAUCUAUAUCAAUGUAUCUGUUAGACAAAAUCUUGGCGCUGUCCUAUGCGGUGAUAAUGAAGGCUCAAUUUGGAUAUAUGAUUUGGAUCCGUAUUUAGAUGAUUUACACGCUUCUAGUCGGAAACGCUUUCAUGUUAAACCAAUUAAAAUUCUUGAAUGGCCAGAGUGUUCAGUUCAAGGGAAUCGUGAUGAAGAUCAACAACUCAAAGAGAGUAUUACAUCUGGUUUUCGUAAUCCCGUAGUGAAUUCCGUUGAAAUGAGCUCUGAUGGUUAUUAUCUAGCCGCUGUAACUGAUAAUAAUCUUGUAUGCAUAUGGCGAUAUGCUCCACCUCAACAACAGCAACAGCAGCAACAACAACAACAACAGCAGCAAUAUUCUCAAGUUAUUCAACAAACGCCUAUAUCAAUGCCUCAAACAAGUAUGCAAUUCGCAGCAGCAUUGAAUAAUAAUAAUGAUGCAAUUGUUACAAGUGCUGGUGAUAUCCUCAGUGAUGACAUGUCAGCACAAUUCACUGGCAUAGAUAUGCUACAGGAUCAUUCAUCAGCUUCAAAUGUUCUCGAAUUUGUUACUGCUGAUCAACAGUUGUUAGGCUAGAUUAGUCUCAAUGCUCAUGUUUAUUAGUAUUAUUAUCAUUCUGAUUAAUAUUCACCUGUUUUCAUAUAUUUUUUUCCUUUUUUUUCGAAAAAAGUUGUCCCGAUAUUAUUUUCUCAUCCAUUCACUGUCUCCCUGUUCCUUCCUUCCUCAAUAAGUGUAUACAUUUCAAUUGUAUAGAAUUUGUUUAUUUUGACUUUUCUUUCGUUUUUUAAGCGUUUGUCUCUGUGUAUACACAAGGGGGGGUGUACGUACGUAUGAACACACAGGUGUAACAACAUCAUCUCACAUUUUUCUCUCUUUUUUUCUAUACUACUUAUGGUCAUAUUAUCAUUCAUUGGUAUAAGAUAGGAUAGUAGUAGUAUUAUUAUCUCAGCAUAAAGUUAAUCUACAUAUAUUUCUCUACUUUGUAAUGAACGCCAAGAUUGUACUCAUUUCUAUAAAUAAAUAAAAAGCACACAGAUACAACAAGAAAGAAGACAGAUACUUACUUUGUUUACUACUACUACUACUAAUGAUAAUAAUAAUUAUAAUUAUUAUUAAUCUACCACACGCGUUCCAUAAUACUAUUGCUCUCUCUCUCUCCAAAUAUAUAUAUAUAUAUAUAUAUAUAUUGUUAUUGUAUAUCUAUUAUCAUUAUUUUUGUAUAUCUCCUCCCCCACCCCCCUUUUUAUUUGUUUAAUUUAUUUAUUUAUUUGUGUUUUUAUUUUGUAUUUUGUACUCCAUUUAUUUUUAAUAAACUCCUGACCCCUCCCCCCUCAGUGUGUGUUGGUGAAGACUGUCAUUGUCGCCAAUAUAUGUCGCCAUUAUUGUCAUAUUAUCUAUUUGAUGAGUGCUAUCAAUCAAUAACUUGUUUCAUCAUUCAUUAAUCUCAUACAUACAUACACACAUACAUACAUACAUGCAUACAUAUAUAUACAUAUACGUGUACAAUAUACAUACUUCUGUUCUAUUUGUAUACCCAAGUGCAUACGUAGCUUAUAUAUAUAUAUAUUUCUACUGUUUAAUAGAAUAUUUUUUACAUUCUUUGGUUUUGUUUUCCUCUCAUGAUGUGCGGCAUAGUAUGACAUCUACCUAUCUGUCUGUCUGUCUAUCUAUCUAUCUGUUCUAUA
Molecule: messenger RNA, 4739 nt
Organism: Trichobilharzia szidati
Lineage: Eukaryota; Metazoa; Platyhelminthes; Trematoda; Strigeidida; Schistosomatidae
Source: the annotation of a GenBank genome assembly